GUUGCGGUGGGGUGCAACGUAAAGUGUUCAUGUAUUUGCACAUGACAACAACUCUCCGGAUGGCCAGGAUGUCCUAGCGUUGAAUGACUGUGCUGAGUCGCGGACAAGACGCAUUCCUUCACGAUCAUCCUGAGAGGCAGCAGCAGCAGAUGCAGCGGAGAGCAGCAAUGGUUGAGUCAGCCAGAUCCGCAGUGGAGCCGCACUGAGGCAAAGCAAGUUAUACCCCCCCUGUCUGGGGACUAGCACAAGAAAUAGGGGGAGAAGAAGAAGAGAGGAGAAGGAAAUUGUAUUCUGCCAAAACCUGAAUGCCGCCUGUUCAAUCAGAUUAACCGGAUAACCGGAAUUCCACAACUCCUGCUGCAACAGAGCUCCCGAAUUCCAGCUACAAGAUGACCGUAGUGGCAGGAGAUAACAUGGACGAGGCCGUGGCAGUGCCGGGGCACCCGCAGGACUCGUACCCCCCCGACCACGAAGACCACGACUGCUGCGAGAGGGUGGUCAUCAACAUAGCGGGGAUGCGGUUCGAGACACAACUCAAAACUCUUUCCCAGUUCCCCGAGACAUUGCUAGGCAACCCCAAGAAGAGGAUGCGCUACUUUGACCACCUGAGAAACGAGUAUUUCUUUGACAGAAACCGUCCCAGUUUCGAUGCCAUCCUCUACUAUUACCAGUCUGGCGGUAGACUGAGAAGGCCCGUCAACGUCCCGUUGGAUAUGUUCUCGGAAGAGAUAAAGUUUUAUGAGUUGGGAGUGGAUGCCAUGGAGAAAUUCCGUGAGGACGAGGGCUUCGUUAGGGAGGAAGAACGUCCUUUACCUGAGAAGGAGUUCCAGCGUCAGAUCUGGCUGCUUUUUGAGCACCCAGAGAGCUCCGGUCCAGCCAGAGGGAUUGCUAUAGUAUCUGUUAUGGUCAUUCUGAUUUCUAUAGUCAUCUUUUGUUUAGAGACUUUACCUGACUUGAAAGAAGACCCUAGGGGUCGGUUUAAGACUGUAGGGAACCAUACUUUUUUCUACAAACCAAACAUCCUAACCGAUCCCUUCUUCAUUAUUGAAACUCUUUGCAUUAUCUGGUUCUCGUUUGAGUUGUUAGUGCGUUUUUUCGCGUGUCCAAGUAAGGCGGUCUUCUCCAAAAACAUGAUGAACAUUAUUGAUAUAGUGGCCAUCAUUCCUUACUUCAUCACACUGGGAACGGAGCUGGCUGAGGACCCCGAAGACCAGGACGAGGGCAUGGGGGAGCAGGCAACAUCUCUGGCCAUCCUCAGGGUGAUCCGUUUGGUCAGAGUGUUUAGAAUCUUCAAGCUGUCACGACACUCCAAAGGAUUGCAGAUCCUGGGACAGACCCUCAAGGCCAGUAUGCGCGAGCUCGGAUUGCUAAUCUUCUUCCUCUUCAUUGGAGUCAUCCUGUUCUCCAGCGCGGUGUAUUUCGCAGAGGCCGAGGAGAAAGGGUCGCACUUCGGCAGCAUCCCAGAAGCCUUCUGGUGGGCCGUGGUAUCUAUGACAACUGUGGGCUAUGGGGACAUGGUGCCUGUCACUAUAGGGGGUAAGAUAGUGGGCUCCCUUUGCGCCAUAGCUGGUGUGUUGACGAUUGCGCUCCCAGUGCCUGUCAUUGUGUCCAACUUCAACUACUUCUACCACAGGGAGACCGAGGGAGAGGAGCAGGCCCAACUCUUAAACGUUAGUGAACCAAACAUUAGUGAAAGCAAUUCUAGUCGCCGUAGCUCAUCCACUGUCAGCAAAUCAGAGUACAUGGAGAUUGAUGGAGAUAUAAAUAAUAGCAUCGACAACUUUAGAGAGGCAAACCUCAGAACUGGCAAUUGCACUAUAGCCAACCAAAACUGUGUAAAUAAAAGCAAGCUGCUCACAGAUGUGUAGAAUUAGACACCACGGGACUUAAAUGAUGCCGUCACAUGUUAACUGCACUAGACCAUCAGGUCUGAAAGCUUCAUUCGCCUCCUAUAAGCGUUCUAGCAUUACAACAACAACCAUGCGCAGCAAUCUGAAAGUAAUUAUUACAGGGAGAAACAAGAAAAUGAAGCUGUUACUAGAGAAUAUAACAUAGAGUAAAUUCAUUAUUCUAAAAUGAUCCUUUAAAUAAGUAUUGAAAAAAAAGAAACAACUUCUAUUUAUCAAGCAAAUGCGGGCGUCCUUGGAGGAACACUAAUCAACAGCACUCACGAGGACAUAUGUCUUUAUCAGACGAAGCCAGGCGUCGUAAUUAAAAUGAAAUGCAUGGAUUACAGAUAACAUUUCAGCAAGUUGCACAAUGCAUCAAGGAGAAAAUGCAUCAGAAAUAUGCUCUGCUGCCUGCAGAGAGAGAGAGAGAGAGAGAGGGAGACGCAAGUCAGCAUCUGUAGCAGUCAGACAGUGGUUGGAUCGAGCGACGCCUCGCCCGAAGUCAGAGGGGCUACUCCUCUACCCCUCUGUCAUCAAAGGAUUUACUAUCCAGCAAAGCUCCCAGGAAAAAGACUGAUCGCUGAUCUCCUGGUUUGGAUGAUGACGAGGAGGAUCUAGGAUACGGACAUCCGCAAUGCUGCUAUUUUCCAGCAGUAAGAUGCUGUAAUUAUGAUAUCACUAAGUGAUUCAAUGGGAUUUUAGCCCUUUAAAUGCAAGACAGCACAAUUAUAUAACAAAAGAGCUUCACAUGAGCAUGUUUAGAAACUCUCCAUACAUGUUGAUAUUGGCAUGCGUGAUGAUGAGACAUAACCUCAUAAUAAUGGAGAAAAAAAUAUUUUGGAUAUUUGCAUCCCCCUUAUGCCUUCAUUCGAUUCUUCCACCCAUCUAUGCUUUUGUUUCACUGAGAGUGCAGUACUGGUUUCAAAUAGGUUAUUCAUUUCAAAAUGCUAAUCGUUUAGAAGUAUCUAGGGAGUGAAUGUUAAAAAUCGUAAGGGAAACAGUAACUAAACUAAGAUCAUAGCAUGAGAAAAAUCAACCUGCAUUACGGCCUAUCGACUAGAUACUGUGUAUACUAGUAUAUCUAAUGCAUGACAUCAGUAUUCAGCUUGUUGCAGUUACAGACACUGAAUAGUGUCUCAUACUGUCAUGGAAAUGAAACGUGGGUAAUUAAAAAAAAAUCCCUGAAACGUUUCUGAAAUGUGACAAAAUACAGUAUAUCCAAACCCAAUUCCGGGGUUCAGACUUAAAACGUUCUCGAUCAAAGAAGCAGAAUAAAUACCUAUUAUCAAAAAUGCAUAUUCUCCUAAAUACGCACCAAGUAUUACAGUAUUACUACAAUAGUGCAGUGCAUGGACCUUCUUUGAACAAAGAAAAAGUAAACAUAUUAUGAGUCAUGUCUUCCAUUUCACCACUAAAUUUAGGGACGUUUGUUUAUUUCCACAAACAAAACAAUCGAAAUAGCUCUAAUUUGAAUGAAAUUAGCGUUUGUUUAAUAAAUAUUGCAAUUCAUUAUUUUGCACUUUAGUUGCUAGUGCCUUUACCCCUCUCACCAUGCAACAGGUUCAGUGAAAGUGCCUCUGUGUAUAUAGCCUACAACAUAAAUACAUGUUGAACAGAUCAGGUGCAGAAGAUCUUGUUUCCGCAAUAUUCUGUUAUGAAUGCUGUUAUUGAUGUGGAUGAUGAUGAUGAUGGUUAUUAAUACAGUGAGAGAAUGUUCAGUGAAAACAACCAUGGAAGUCCAUUACCAACAUGACCCAGGAUUGAGUUUACCCAAGAUUCUAGAACAACUCAACAUUGUUGUCCUCAUGAUGCACUUAUGCUCUUCCUGGAACCAACCAUCCUCCUGUGCUUUAUGUUUCUUCACCAUGCACCACUUCAAAUCCAAAGGGAAUAUCCAUUGCUUUGCAUUUGCUUUGCAUUGCAUUGUUGCUAUUGAUUUAUGUGCCAUAAGUCUUGCGUGUCUACCUCAGUGAGGUUACUGCAGAACUGAAGCCAGACUCCUAGCCAGGCAGAGCUGCAAAGCAGGCUAUAUCGAUGCAGAGCAGAGCUUACUUCUUCCACAACAUGAAAAAUUGCCUUUUAGUGGACGAGGCUGUGGUCAUCAGGGCCUGCACUUACAAAGUGCCUCAGAGUAGGAGCGCAGAUCUAAGAUCAGGUCUCCCAAUGUCCAUGUAAUCUUAUUCAUUCUGAUCUAAAAGGCUAAUCUGAUCCUAGAGCUGCGCUUCUACUCUGAGACACUUUGUGAUUACAGGCCCAGAUGCUGAAUUGUUAGAAGCACUUAAAAUAUACUCUAGCACCCUUAACCCUAUCACUUUUCCUUCCAAGCUAUGCAUAAUCAAAAAAGAAUAGAAACAAACAUCUAUACAGAUGUAGGAUCUUAAUUUGAUCCAUCUUUUGUUGAUGAUAAUUUUCCUGCUUGGCAGGAAAUGCAAACUUGUGGUGUAUUCAAGGUUUAAAAAGGCUUUUGAAGUUUGUAAUUUCUGCUUUAAAAAUGUCAGAUUUGAUUUGCCCUAAUGUAAAAUGUAUCAACCCUUACAAAAAAUGCCAAUUAAUUAUAAUCCACAUUUCCUGUUUCUGCAAAAUUAUUUCCUGCUGUAGAAAACUAACUCAAAUUAAGAUCCUACAUCUGUAGUAGCAGAGUAGACCAGAGCAUAAUGAUAUAGACUGGCUGAUUCUCGAAAAACAUGUUAAUACAAGUGGUUUGGUUUCAAAUCAAAUUGUAUUGGUCACGUACACAUAUUUAGCAAACGUUUAUGAAAUGUUUAUGUUUCUAUCACCAACAGUGCAAUAUUACCUAGCAAUGGUGUGUAUAGACAGUAUAUGAAUAGAAAAGGUUUGUACAGCAGUAGUUAUACAGAAUGGUGUGUAUAGACAUGAUUAAAGUGACCAGUGUUCCAUGACUAUGUAGAUAGGGCAGCAGUUUCUGAGGUGCAGGGUAACCAUUUGGAUUCUUUGGUGUGACAGUUGAGAAGCAAUGCAGGUUUGAUACUAUUACGCAGUGGUGGAAAAAGUACCCAGUAGUCAUACUUGAGUAAAAGUCAAGAAACCUUAACAGGAAAUUACUCAAGCAAAAGUGAAAGUCACCCAGUAAAAUAAUACUUGAGUAAAAGUCUAAAACGAUUUGUUUAUAAAUGUACUUAAGUAUCAAAAGUAAAAGUAUAAAUAAUUUAAAAUGACUUAUAUUAAGCAAACCAGAUGGCACAAUUGUUCAUGUUCUUUUUUUUUUUACAUUUACAGAUAGCCAGGGGCACAGUCCAACACUCAGACAUCAUUCAGAAACAAAGCAUUUGUGUUUAGUGAUUUCGCCAGGUCAAAGGCAGUAGAGAUGACCAGGGAUGUUCCCUUAAGAAGUACGUGAAUUGGACCAUUUCUGUCCUGCUACUUUUGGGUGUCAGGGAAAAUGUAUGUAAAAAGUACAUCGUUUUCUUUAGGAAUGUAGUGAAGUAAAAGUAAAAGUUGUCCAAAAAUAUAAAUAGUAAAAUAAAGUACAGAUACCCCCCCAAAAAACGACUUAAGUGGUACUUUACACCACUGCUAUGACAUCAUAGAACUAUCCUGUCCAAUUAUAUCUGUGAUUGCCUGAAAAGUGUGCCACACUUCAUUGAUGAGAAAUGCCCAUUCUAGUAAUAAUAUUUCUGUGUGUACCCAGGGAGUUUUAAGUCUAUUUUUUUCCCCACCCUGGGCAUUAUAAGCAAAUUAUAAAAGGCUCCACAGUCUUUGCUAGUUCAAUUUGCUCAAUAUCUACAUAUUGUAUUUCAUCAUUGUGUCUUCCAGCUUUCAGCAAAGCUUACGGAUGCUUUGUGAAUGCUGUUAUGUUGUUUAGGCAACAUUUUGGCUGUCAUAAUCAAAAUCCAUUUAGAAUCAAGGCAUGACACUGGUAUCACUCCAGGAAAUGUUUGUGCCACUGAAGUCGAGGGAUGACACACAACAGACGUAAUGACGCCCACACAUCAACAUAGCUAAAGAUUUAUGACUGGAUGUUACCUGGAGGAAAAGGACUGGACCGUGUUUCCUUUCGGGUCUCCACGACAGUGUGACAAGGUUCUUAGCGGACUAACAGCAAGCUAGCAAAGCAGGCUAAUGUACACAUUGUUUGGCAAAGCAGGCUAAUGUACACAUUGUUUGGCGAAAAGGCCGCACACUUAGAAUGUGUCUGUCUAGCAGAGAGCCUUCGUAGAUGUCACUUCAGUUCACACAUCGGUUCAAUAUAUACAAUAAAUACAAUAAGUGUUACUUCUGUGUCAGGGAUUUUCAGGGUUUCUGACCAAGAGAAUGUCAUCACGUCUUAAGAACAGACACGGAAUCUCCCAAAUACAGCCAAUACAAAGUGGCUGUCCCAUCUCAAGUUUCAAGUGUCAACGUUUAUCUGCCACUUUGACAAGAUACAACCGCUGUAAAACAGCAUAGUAAAAUUCUCACCUUGAGAGCAAUUUCCCAAUAACACGGUGAUAAUAAUAAUAAAUACAGUAGAUACUAAUAGAAUGAAACAUUUAAAUAAUAAUCCACACCAGAAUUACGAUGUGAGUUAAAGAAACAAGAGAUUGCAAGUAUAUACAGGCCACUGCCAAUACCUUAUUCAAUGUGCAGGGGUACUGGAGUGGUUGAAGUGGAUUUAUACAUAAAAAGUAUAUCUACCAUGUACAAUAGCUAGCUAACCAUCAGGUAAAUGAUGUGUUUUUACCAUCUGUGGUUUCUCUUAUGGCCCAGAAGAGUGGUUGGACAAAAUAUGUCCUGUUCCACCAAAUACCCAUGAUGCAACAGUUCACAGUGAGGUUGAGGGCCGUCACUAGUUACCCCAGCCACAUAGUCAUAAGUAUGGCUAAACCUUUGAAUUUGUGGCUGUGGUAGCUAGUGACAUCCAAGUUUGAGGGAACCCAUGCGAAACCCCUCACGUCAUGAUACCAGUACAUCCAUUGCUCUUGCCGUGAGGGCAAUCUAUGCAUGGUGCUAUGCAUUUAACUGUUCUAUAAAAAAAAACUAAAAAAAACAAUGCAUUCUUAUAGCAAUAGAAUUACAGGUACCUGUUUCUUAGAAACUUUUGUAAAAUAAGAUAUUCAUUAAUCUAUUUUAAAAAGAUAUGGAGAAGACAGAUGGUCUCAGUCUCUUUACCGAUAUUUACAACAUGGCUGUCUGUGUAUGUUGUUUGUUGUAUUCUUUGAUUUCAUGAACGUCAGUGGGGUCAAAGGUUAAAGAUCAAGGUUAACAUCAGGGUCCUGAUCAUUAGGGAAAACAUUUUUAAAACAUUUUGCAACAAGAACAUUUUGAGUUUCUUAUUGGACAGAGAGUCAAUCCCCAGUCAAUCUCCCCAUUUCACUCCGAUUUAGAGCGGUUUAUUCUAUUUGGUGCCGAAUGAACAUGACCCUGUCCUAACACUAAGCAUAGAAAACCUAUGAAAAGGCCAAAUAUAGGUAUUGUACAGUGGCCAUCCAAUCCCCGUCAACCUCAUAGGUCUACCUGGAGUAGUUUUCCAGCGAGGACGUUGUGUUGACAAACACAGCAAAGUAGCCGGCAGCACCCUUCCUCAGGAUUGAAGGGCUGUGAAUUUAGUGUGAAGGAGAGUCUGAGAUGAUGCAGAUAUAGGUGUGUUUGUAUAAUGUAUGCUAUUCAAAAGAAACACUAGUGAGGUCUAUUAAGAAUACCAUUCAGAGAACCUCAAGUAAAAGUAAACUAUAUCUCAAACGAAGAAAGAAACACUGUCAAAUAAGAGUAUUGCAAGCAACUUUAUAGAGCAACAUGUCAAAAACCAAUGAUCUCUAUGUUUUUUAUUGUGUAUCUUAUUUUUUGUUUUCUUUGUCACUAUACUACGAUUGAUUCCCACUGGGCACAGACGUCAAUUCAAGGUCUAUUCUACAUUGGUUCAAAGUAAUUUCAUUGAAAUUACGUGGAAACAAUGAUGAUUCAACCAGUGGGUUGUAUUUAGGAAGAACAUGACAAUAUCCUGAAAUAUCAAAUAUCAAAGACAAUAAUAAUGUGUUCCUUUGCCAAGCCAUGAUGAUUAAACUGAAGUACUAUUGUUGUCAAUUCACUGCACUGACAAUUUACUGUACUGACAAUUCACUGCACUGAUUAUUCACUAUACUGUCAAUUUACUGCACUGACAAUUUACUAUACUGUCAAUUUACUGCAUUGACAAUUCACCGUACUGUCAAUUCACUGCAUUGACAAUUCACCGUACUGUCAAUUUACUGCACUGACAAUUUACUGUACUGACAAUUCACUGCACUGACAAUUCACUAUACUGUCAAUUCACUGCACUGACAAUUCACUGCACUAACAAUUCACUAUACUGUCAAUUCACUGCACUGACAAUUCACUGCACUGACAAUUCACUAUACUGUCAAUUUACUGUACUGUCAAUUUACUGUACUGACAAUUCACUGUACUGACAAUUCACUGCACUGACAAUUCACUGCACUGACAAUUCACUAUACUGUCAAUUUACUGCACUGACAAUUUACUGUACUGACAAUUCACUGCACCGACAAUUCACUAUACUGUCAAUUCACUGCACUGACAAUUCACUGCACUAACAAUUCACUAUACUGUCAAUUCACUGCACUGACAAUUCACUGCACUGACAAUUCACUAUACUGUCAAUUUACUGUACUGUCAAUUUACUGUACUGUCAAUUCACUGUACUGUCAAUUUACUUUAUUGUCAAUUUACUGUACUGACAAUUCACUAUACUGUCAAUUUACUGUACUGACAAUUUACUGUACUGACAAUUGACUGUACCGGACAAGAAACAACUGUGUUAGCAUCAAGAUGUAUGGAUAGUAUUUUUUAUUUAAUUUAAAGAAACACGGGAAAACCCAUCCAAACAAACCAAACCAUUUAAGAGAGUUUCCAAACUUCCAUCACUGAAAACCAACUGAUAAUGUAUAGAUAAUGAAUACAUAUCUCUAUGGCAACCAAAAACUGCAUGGUUAACAGAAGACUGCAUGAGCUUUAAAACCUUUCCAAACUGUAGAUCAAUUAUAAUAGCGGUUGCAUCUUUUAAAGAAAUCCCUUGCUUUCAUCUAAACCAAAGGCUUCUAUGUCAAAAAUUUUCCUUUAAUUUGAAUGUAUUUUAGACAUUUUUUAUUGUAUGCUAAAGAAACGUUUUCGUCUCAGACCAAACGUGCGUUCUGAUUGGUGCUUGCUACACUAUGGCAACACUAUGUACUGAAUCUGAUCAGUUCUGAUGUAAGUAUUAACAUCACUCCAUGUUCAAACUAGCCUGGUCUCAGAUCUGUUUGCACUGUCUUGCCAACUAUAGGCUCAUUGUCAGGCCAAACACGGCAAUUACCAAUGACAACAAUCAUAGGAGUUGGCUAUACAGCACAAACAAACCUGUGACCAGGCUAUACGUUCAAACCUCUCUUUACUAACAUGCUGAGCGAGCGUGUGCGAGUGUUACAAAAUAAAUGUACACAUACAUGUUAUUCAAUCAUUUGCAGACACACUGCACACGCGCGUCUGCGUAGCCAGGCGCUAAACUAGAUCUUGGUUCCAUUUGUGACGCUUUGAUGCUCUGCAAGUCCCAUCUUCUCAUUGGUAUUUAGGAUCAUAUACCCACGUGGGUGAUUGAAAGAUGAACUGAGGUCCACAUUCCAGUCGGUGGUGGUAAUGCACCUUAAAAUUGGUUGCUAAUAUAAAGUCCAAAGAAGAAUAAGAAGCCUGAAGGAGGAGAGAUUAGUAGAAACAAACUCGGUUGACCGUUUUAUCUGUGGAUCCAUUGUCUGAGUAGAGGACCUUGUGCAUUUCAGGUAAAAUUAACAACCAAAUGUUUAUAUCCCAGGACAAAUGAUCUAGCAACAGCAAGCUAGCUAAAUUGGCAUAUAUGUUUAAUGCUUUUCGACAUGUCCCCAAAAAUGAUGUCAUUGGUUCAGAAUUCGUUUUGAUAUUUCAACCUGCGUGUCCUGAGGCAAGCGCCCAUUCUAGUCAGCGUGUUAGAAUGGUGAUGAGAGGUGACUAGUUCCUGUUUGAUGACAGGCAGUGAUGUGAUUGGUAGAUACGGAUAGACGGUAAGAGAAACAUGUAAGACAUUAUUUGUGUCUGAAAUGGCACCCUAUUCCCUCUAUAGUGCACUACUUUUGACCAGAGUCCUAUGGCCCCUGUAGUCGUAGUUGUGCACUAGAGUCCUAUGGCCCCUGGUGGUCAAAAGUAGUGCACUAGAGUCCUAUAGCCCCUGGUGAUCAAAAGUAGUGCACUAGAGUCCUAUGGCCCCUGGUGAUCAAAAGUAGUGCACUAGAGUCCUAUGGCCCCUGGUGGUCAAAAGUAGUGCACUAGAGUCCUAUGGCCCCUGGUGGUCAAGGGUGCCUUUUAGCAUGCUACCAUUGUGCAUGUAUAUAAGAAAUGUGAUCCUAUAAGAUAUCUAUAACAACCGAUAGAAAACCUAUUGAACGGGGAAUGUGACCGAGCAUCUCAGAGACAAGACAUACUGUUAACUCCCGGUGUCUGUUAAAUCAAAAUCCAAUCCAAUGUUAUUUGUCACAUGCUUGGUAAACAACAGCUGUAGACUAACAGUGAAAUGCUUCCUGAUGGGCCCUUCACCAACAAUACAGAGAGAAACAUAGAAAACAUUAUAGAAAGAUAAUAUUGUAGAUAUAUAAAAAUGUUUUGUCAAGAUCAGGUAUGUUUGUCAUGUAGAACUGAGUCCUGUCAGAUCUACUCGUUACAUUUCUACCUGAAAUGUUGUUAACGUUUAACCUCAUCGAAUACACCACUGCUCUUUAUAUUUGUAUUAUAAGUAAUCCAUUUGCCUACUUUCCAAUGUUUGUCAUUUUUUCACAUUGUAUAUUGAGGAUUACACUAUGAUAUGUCGGGCUUGUCAGAUGUCAGAGGAAAAACAUGGUCUGUGAUAUAUGCAAAGGUAUUUAUUAUCUAACUUAUGUCACACUGUAUGACUUCAUCGUUCAUGAAAUUCAAUAAAUGCUAAGGAUCA
Molecule: messenger RNA, 10815 nt
Organism: Oncorhynchus masou masou (cherry salmon)
Lineage: Eukaryota; Metazoa; Chordata; Actinopteri; Salmoniformes; Salmonidae
Product: potassium voltage-gated channel subfamily A member 1-like
Exons: 2
Coding region: 390-1868 (492 amino acids)
Biological process (GO): protein homooligomerization; potassium ion transmembrane transport
Cellular component (GO): voltage-gated potassium channel complex; synapse; juxtaparanode region of axon
Molecular function (GO): protein binding; delayed rectifier potassium channel activity
Source: RefSeq, a predicted model, not a curated record